Molecule: messenger RNA, 1415 nt
Organism: Rubroshorea leprosula
Lineage: Eukaryota; Viridiplantae; Streptophyta; Magnoliopsida; Malvales; Dipterocarpaceae
Source: the annotation of a GenBank genome assembly
AUUCAACUCCGGUCUCUUCUUCCUACGUCUCCCUGAUUUCCUUCCAUCCUUGAUCUCUGCAACCGGGAAACCCUCAAAUCUUAUCUAAAUCGAUUUCAAUGGAGACUGUUCACUUCAAUGGGAUGAUUGCGGCUCUCUUUGUGUCUCUCUGUCUUCUCGCUCCGUUGACACAAGCCACCGACGUUCAAUACUGCGACAAGAAGGCUGACUAUAGUGUAAAGGUCAAAGGAGUUGAGAUAUCGCCUUAUCCGGUGGCAAGAGGCAAACCUGCUACCUUCAGUAUCUCUGCUGUUGCAGAUGGUGCUAUCACUGGGGGAAAAUUGGUGAUUGAUGUUGCUUACUUUGGAUGGCAUAUUCACAGUGAGACCCAUGACCUUUGUGCUGAGACAUCUUGCCCUGUCACAACUGGUGACUUUGUGGUUGCUCACUCGCAAGUUUUACCAGGAUUCACACCACCUGGUUCAUACUCUUUGACAAUGAAGAUGUAUGAUGCAGACAAGAAUGAGUUGACAUGCAUUGGCUUCGGUUUUGACAUUGGAUUUGCAUCGUCUGUGGCUGAUAGUUGAGCAUCUGGUGAUUAGUUUUUCCGAGUUAUCCACCACAGUCAUAUUAGUAUCAUGUAAAUAAUAAUCUACAAUGCGUGUUGCUUAAUGCAUGAGUACCAGUGAUUCCUAGAGCUCACAGUUCUCAAACUUUGAUUUGUUAAAGCCGUCAUGUUGCAUAAUGCGAAUGACAUAAUACAACUGCAGAAAGCUGUCUUGUCAUUUAAAUAGACUAUUGUCAAUUUCAGGGCAUUAUUUAUGUUUCCUCUUCUCACUUUAUGAGUUUUUCUGUAUGUUUGUGGGAACAUGAAUUGUAUCACUUUUCAUGUUAUUUUAUUUGAAGCCAGGGAUUAUGAAUUUUAGGAUGAGUUUUAUCAAUAGGGAUCCUUUGGUUGGGUUCUUUAACCAGAGGAGUUCCAAGCAGCCAAAAAAGAACCAUAGGAGUUCUUAACCAGCUGAAAAAGAACCAUAGUCGUAGCUUCUGCUUCAUGGAAUUGAAGGGACCUAGGUUCACCUUAGCAUUGACAGUGCGUGCGACUUGACUCUAGAGUCUUCAUCUCUCAAACGUGUCUUUCAACUAGGUCACUCCGGUGGGUAAGGUGAUCGGGAGACUGCUGCAAAUUUUGCUGUGGUUGGCAUCUUGCUGUUGCCGGUUGGUUUUUAGUUGAUGUAGAAGUUGUUUUGGAACGUCAAAGAAAGAGAAAGUUCAAUAUGAGCUUUUUGCACACUAGGCAGUCGGUACUAACUGAUGACACCCUCCCACUUUGUUCCCCUAUCUUACACUGGUUACUUCUACCUCUAUUUUCCCUUGUUUUCACUGCCUGAGAGCUAGAAACCAGAAUAUGCUGCAACAAUUAAAUGUAAAUCCAAGAC